This is a messenger RNA of Sitophilus oryzae (rice weevil), 1534 nucleotides long. RefSeq names its product intraflagellar transport protein 46 homolog (gene IFT46). Gene Ontology annotation, cellular component: motile cilium; intraciliary transport particle B; centrosome. Gene Ontology annotation, biological process: cilium assembly; intraciliary transport. The transcript is spliced from 6 exons. NCBI's taxonomy places the organism in Eukaryota, Metazoa, Arthropoda, Insecta, Coleoptera, Curculionidae. Bases 179 to 1195 code for a protein of 338 amino acids. The record is from RefSeq and is a predicted model, not a curated record.
UUCACGAAUGUCACGAUUAUAUCAAAGCCACCUUUAUCUAUGACCAAAAAAACCAAAGCCUUUUCGUUUUCUAUGGCCUUCUAGUAGUGAUGAGCUUGUGUACUGUAUCGAUUUUUUUGAAUCCGUUGUCUAGGCAACGGCGAUAUAAACAAAUGAAAAUAAUUUUAAAGCCUGCAAAAUGCAAAGAUCUUUUUCAAUUGUUGAUGACGAAGAUUUAGAAGGAGAUAAUGAAAAUAUAAAUGAAAUUCAAAAAUUUUCAGAUUUGGCAGGGUCAGAUUCAGAAGAAUCUAAUAACAGUCCAAAGAAUAUUCCUCAGAAAAUGGUCAGAAAACCUGAGGCUUUAUCUCAAAAACCUGCUACACAUCAAUCAAAGAAUUUUAACAGUAGCGAAAGUGACGAGAGUGAAAAUGAGACUAAACAAACAAAAAUAUCAGGAGAAUAUGACCCUCAACAGUUUGAAAAUCUAGAAGUUGAUCCAGAAAUUAACGAGUUAUUUCAAUACAUCUCCAAGUAUACUCCACAGCAUAUGACGACCGAAUAUAAAUUCAAACCUUUUAUACCAGAAUUUUUACCGGCAGUGGGUGAUAUAGAUGCUUUUCUAAAGGUCGUACCCCCAGAGAAAACAAUUUCUGGGGAUAUUUUCAAUGAAAAUAUUUUGCAAUUGGGUUUGCUGGUGCUUGAUGAACCUGCAGCUAAUCAAAGUGACCCAGCAUUAUUGUUUUUACAACUAAGAGCUGCUACAGAUGGUGGUAUUACAGGAAAUGAGCAAAAAAAUAUUGUGGUCAAAAAAAUAGAUAAUAUUGAGAAGAACACAAAGGUAAUAGAUAAAUGGAUAAAAGAUAUUUCGCAUCUUCAUAAAAGUAAAUCAUCGCCUAUUGUUCACUAUUCACAGCCUAUGCCUGAUUUGGACACAUUAAUGGAGCAAUGGCCAGAGCAUAUGGAGCAAAAACUAAAAACUGACGGCUUUCCUAAACCGUCAGAAGACCAAUCCGUUUCAGAAUAUGCGGAUAUUGUUUGCUCGUAUUUUAAUAUUCCAAUUACAAAGAACAAAAUCCAGUCUUUACAUUUGUUAUUUUCUUUAUACACUGCUAUUAAACAGGCCAAAGUGCAUCAAGCUCAAGUCGAAACAGAAAAGGAAAGGAAAAAGCAAGAAAGUCAAGAGAAAAAUGAUACUGAUCAAUUAGUUUUAGAUUAAUUCUAUAUUAAGGAUAUUCGUAAAAUAAGAAGUAUAAUUUUUUAAUUAUUUAUGUACAAUUUUAAUUCUGCAUAUUUAGUUGCAUAACCAAGAAUUAUGUUAAGAUGGGUAUUCGCCAUGUACAGUAGGCUUGGUGCAUUUCAGUACAUUUUAAAAAUUCCAACCGCAGCGCUCCAACGGCAGAAAUUUGAUGUGCCGGGUAGAAAGUAUUUCACGCAGUCCUGUUAUCGUUUAUGUCGGUCCAUUAGAUUGGAAAGCCCGUAAAAAUUUUGGGUCGCGACCGUUAUACGCGAUCUGGCGCUGCUAUAGCGGUCGCUAGGAACAACGGCAAACAAAAAC